CGCAGCAAAGGAAGACAGACAGGCUGAUACGCGGUCAGGCUGACCAGACAGACAGCGGUCAGCGAAGACAACAACCAACGGUAUAAUCAAUUGCUGAAUCAAACAAACAAUAUAAAACGCCGAGAGGGAGUAGACUGAGCAAGGAGGGCUGGCCACACAACCAAGGAGGGAGAGAAAGUAGGGACAACGUGUUCUGAAGCGAGAGCGAGCGAAUCCAAGCGAACGCCAUGCCCAGUACAGCGGGCAGCGCAGCUAGCGUCGGCGUUGGGGCGUUGAUCAACAGCGCCGGCAGCAGCGCCAGCAUGAGCAUCGGUGCUGGCGCCGGCGCUGGUGUCGCGAUUGGCGGCAGCAGCACCGCAGCCAGUGCCGGCAGUAGCGCAGUUGCCGCAGCAUCGGCUGGCACCCUCAUAGCACAAAGCACGGCAGGCACAAGCGCCGCCAGCGGCACCAUCACCUGGGACAACAAUGGCACCCUGCGCUCCUUAAAUCCCGGUGACUGGUCUAUCGAACAGUGCCUCAUCUGGCAACAGCCGCAUCAUCUCUACUUUCAGCUGGGCUGGGCCUUCCUCUUUCUGGCGUUUCUGGCUCCCCAUGGACCCUUCGGUUCGCUGUGGAUGCGCGCCACUAUGCUCAUCGGCUGCAUUAUGAUAGGCAUGUACGGUUACCUGAUAGAGUGCACUCCGGACGUGGUGCUCUGGUCUGGCCUUGGCGUUGGCAUUAACUUCAUCUAUCUAAUCGUGGUGCUCUGUCGGCUGCGUCCAGUGCGCUUCGAUCAGGAAAUUGAAGCGGUAAGUAAGCAUUCGAAUUGUGUUUCGUUUUCCAACACUUAUCGACCAAUAAAUUUCAAUGAAGAGUAUCGGACAAAAUAG
Messenger RNA from Drosophila navojoa, 869 nucleotides. It is a transcript of the gene bves, whose product is annotated as popeye domain cAMP effector bves. Gene Ontology annotation, biological process: skeletal muscle tissue development; regulation of membrane potential; heart development. NCBI's taxonomy places the organism in Eukaryota, Metazoa, Arthropoda, Insecta, Diptera, Drosophilidae. The record is from RefSeq and is a predicted model, not a curated record. Gene Ontology annotation, cellular component: sarcolemma. Gene Ontology annotation, molecular function: cAMP binding.